Molecule: messenger RNA, 438 nt
Organism: Closterium sp. Yama58-4
Lineage: Eukaryota; Viridiplantae; Streptophyta; Zygnematophyceae; Desmidiales; Closteriaceae
Source: the annotation of a GenBank genome assembly
AUGCAUGCAAUCAGAAAUAUUGUUCGUACAGCUAGCUUUAGGUUCCAUGGCCAAAGCGAGGUCCCCGUCCAUCUCCUCCUCCUGUUCCGUCCCCACAUCACCUUCAUCAUCUUUGUACCCUUUACUAGCAUCAUCGUUAUCAAUUUCGUUGUUGUCAAAACCAUCCGCUUGCUCUGCUGCAACAUCUGCUUGCCUUCCGCUCAUCCAUUCCUGUCCCUGCUCCCUCCCCUGCUCCCUCCCCUGCUCCCUCCCCUGCUCCCUCCCCUGCUCCCUCCCCUGCUCCCUCCCCUGCUCCCUCCCCUGCUCCCUUUCCUGCUCCCUCUCCUGUCUCUGCUCCCUCUCCCUCUCCCUCUCCCUCUCCCUCUCCCUCUCCCUCUCCCUCUCCCUCUCCCUCUCCUUCUCCUGCUCCCUCUCCCUCUCUCCCUCUGCCAUCUGUAG